ACGAGAAAAUAGAAUGAAAAAUAUCCCAUCUUCCCCCACCGUACUAUAUGAUAAGAUUUUCAUCUCGGACACCUCGGUUCAAAAACAAUAACCUUUUUCAGUGAUGCCGGAAGUUUAAAAUCCGGUGUCUGCUGGUUACGAUAGCUGUUUAAGGUCCGACAUCACUGGAAAUGGUUCUAGUUUUUAAACCAAAACAUUUAAAAUGAAAACAAGGGUUAUAACUAUAACUUCAUCUUGUAUACCACAACAUUAUACAAUAUAUCUGAGUAUUGAGACUUGAUACAGAGAGUUUAUGCUUUGUAUUGGAACUGACCCAAAAAUUCUUGUCCUAUUCUCAUAAUAUGCAUUGUUACGUCAUAAUAGGUGAUUGAAUUGUCAUCGAAUUGCAAUCGCGAUAUUAUUAAUGACGAUUUUAUUGCAUGAACAUUUCGUUGGGGGAACGCGAGAGUUGCAGGGAGAAGAAGACACUGUGACGUCACAAUCAUGGGAUUCUAGAAUGCAAGCGCUGGGGAGUGAUUUAAAAGUUAAACGCGUCGCUGAUGAUCGAAGCAGUCGCGACUUCUAUUACAUCGAGUGCAUUCGAUAACCGAGGAAACUUUGAUAGUUCUGGAAUAUUUGACAAUCAAGUGAACGAUUCAACUAUAAUGGGGGAAUUCGAGAAUACGACAGACUACAUUGUGACGUCAGCAAUCAAUUUCAGCGUCGCAACGACAUCGGAAGUCGACGUUUCAGCGAUGAGAUUGUUAGGAAUCGUCAUCGGGAUUAUUGAUAUAUUUGCUGGAACAUCGGGAAAUUUAUUGACUUUGUUGGCGAUUUACAACAACAAGCGACUUCAAACUACUUUCCAUAUUUUCAUCGCUAAUUUAUGCGUCAUAGACCUCCUUACAGCGUCAACAAUGAUGCCAUUCAACGUCACAAGUUACAUUAAACAGGAAUGGCCGUUCGAGAAUGACUUCACGUGUUCUUUCAUGGCGUUUUCUUACUAUUGUUGUGGAUAUACUUCGAUCGUUUGUUUGAUUACAAUCACUGUAAAUAGGUACGUUGGGGUUUGCCAUCCCAAACAUAGCAACAGGUUAUACACACGUAACCGAACAGUUGUCGUCAUUAUAAUAUCAUGGCUGUUUGCUCCUGUGGUUUUAUCUCCAUUCUUCCUACCGGGUGAGGGCGGACAAAGGGGGUUUGGUUGGGUGCAAAGGUUGACCUUGUGCGUGUUUAAAAUAACAGCGAAAUGGCAGCAUUAUUACAUGGAGUUCACCCGGGUAUUAUUCCAACUCCUUCCCCUCUUGGUAAUAGUUGCGUUAUACACCCUUAUCUUUAUCGAGGUGAGGAAAAGCGGACGUGACGUCAUGGCGAGGUCGAAACGUAGCGCCACCAAGCGGAUUACAGGCGGCAUCAACGAUCGUUGUAACGUUUGCGAUUUAAACAAUCGAAUUCUCAAAAGUCCAACACAGCCUAUGACGUCACAGAGGAAUUCAUUGUCCGCUGCGCCUUCUAUUCACGUCCUAAUAGAUUGCAAAAAAUGCUCAAGUGAAACUGAUCCGUCACGUCAUAAUACCGAGGAACCAACAAACAUCGAAGAACCGACGCCAAAAAGUAAUGAGAUCGCAAACUUGAUCGCGAAGGAACGUUCUGGAAUUAUAUCCGAACCCGUGACGCCACGAACGAAAGGCAAAGACAACUUAGGUGUCAAAGUUGAGAUAAAAUAUUUACAAGUUGGUAAAAAGAAGAGAAUCAACAAAAAAGAAAAAGAAGUCGCCCCGAGCCCAACUUUACAUUCAAACGAAAAUUCCCAUUGUCAACCAACAAAGAGCAAUUUGAGACUGAAGAGACAAUAUACGGCUAUGCAGUUGGAGGAACGAAAGAGAAAGAGUUUGGAUCGAAAGUUACUCCGCAUGAGCGUCGCCAUCUGUAUUGUGUUUAUGAUUCUGUUUCUACCAAGCGUUGCGAUCAACCUAGCCCAGGUGAAGGAUCCACGUGUUCAUAUGUUCGCUAGCGUCAUCACGUGGUUGAACUCAUGUGUGAACCCAGUGGUUUAUUGUUUCAUAAACAAAAGAAUGAGAUUACAAUACAAAAAUCUUUUAUUGAAGUUUUGGGGACGCGUGUGUGUUUGUAUCGGGAAAGAAUCGACCCACAGCGCCCACAGGCGGACGCGUUAUAGUAGAAGUUCCCAACACUCGGAGUCGCAGAAGAGCUCUACGAGAAAUCGAAUAUAACUUAAUGAUCCUCGCAUGGCAGGGCAACAACAGUCGUUAUAACACAGGUGUUUUGUUUCAUACACCUCGUGCCCGUUGUGAACUGAGUGGAUUCAAACCCAGGAUAUCUGGUUCUUCAACCCUGGCCUGGAUUUAAACCCAGGAUCCCUGGUUCUCCAACCCUGGCCUGGAUUCGAAUCCAGAAUCCCUGGUUCUCCAACCCUGGCCUGGAUUUGAAACCAGGAUAUCUGGUUCUUCAACCCUGGCCUGGAUUUAAACCCAGGAUCCCUGGUUCUCCAACCCUGGCCUGGAUUCGAAUCCAGAAUCCCUGGUUCUCCAACCCUGGCCUGGAUUCGAAUCCAGAAUCCCUGGUUCUUCAACCCCGGCCUGGAUUUAAACCCAGGAUCCCUGGUUCUCCAACCCUGGCCUGGAUUCGAAUCCAGAAUCCCUGGUUCUCCAACCCUGGCCUAGAUUCGAAUCCAGAAUCCCUGGUUCUCCAACCCUGGCCUGGAUUCGAAUCCAGAAUCCCUGGUUCUCCAACCCUGGCCUGGAUUUAAACCCAGGAUCCCUGGUUCUCCAACCCUGGCCCGAAUUCUAAGCACAAAUGGUUAAAGCUGUUAUUUUACGCCUUAGUUACUGCGCAUUAUAAAACUGUUGUUUUGAUCAUACGUCUCGUGUGCAAAAAUAUGAAACGUCACAAUGACUUUUAAAACGUCACAAAGUUCAAAAUAUUAAAAA
This is a messenger RNA of Ciona intestinalis (vase tunicate), 2930 nucleotides long. Lineage: Eukaryota; Metazoa; Chordata; Ascidiacea; Phlebobranchia; Cionidae. The record is from RefSeq and is a predicted model, not a curated record.